Metarhizium album ARSEF 1941 is the source of this 1935-nucleotide messenger RNA. Its product is annotated as retinoblastoma-binding protein. Gene Ontology annotation, biological process: ubiquitin-dependent protein catabolic process; mRNA processing; protein ubiquitination. Lineage: Eukaryota; Fungi; Ascomycota; Sordariomycetes; Hypocreales; Clavicipitaceae. Gene Ontology annotation, cellular component: nucleus. The coding region runs from base 1 to 1935 and encodes 644 amino acids. Gene Ontology annotation, molecular function: zinc ion binding; nucleic acid binding; ubiquitin protein ligase activity. The transcript is spliced from 3 exons. The record is from RefSeq and is a predicted model, not a curated record.
AUGGCAUCAUCAGUGUUUUUCAAGUUUAAGUCUCAGAAAGAACCCACCCGAGUGGAAUUUGACGGAACAGGUAUUUCAGUCUUCGAGUUGAAGCGUGAAAUUAUCAACAAGAGUGGCCUGGGAGAUGGCACAGAUUUCGACCUCUUCAUUUACACAGAUGACAACAGUGAAGAAUACGACGAUGACACAACCAUCAUUCCCAGGUCGACAACUGUUAUUGCUCGGCGCCAGCCAGCUCUGAAGCCUGGGGCAGGUAGGGCUGCGAGAUAUGUCUCUGGCAAGAUGCCAGUGUCUGCAAAAAAUGCAAGCCGAAAAGAGCAGUUAUCCAAAGCGUCGUCAUCAAAGCCGAGUGCCACUGCCAUCAGUGAGAUGAAUAAUGCCAUGACGGAAGCGGAGAAGAUGGCAGCCAUGUUUGCGGCACAGACCGAGCAGUGGUCUGCCCAACAGGAAGAAAUGUCCCACCAAGCUCCCGUUUUCAAACCCGGAGCUAAAAAGCCGGCGAAUGUCCCUGAUCAUGAUCCUCCUCAAGGCUACAUCUGUUACCGUUGUGGUAACAAAGGGCACUGGAUUCAGCUCUGCCCAACAAAUGACGAUCCUGAUUUUGAUAACCGACCCCGCGUGAAGAGGACUACCGGCAUCCCCCGAUCCUUCCUCCAGAAAGUCGACAAGUCGGUGGUAUUGGCCCACACAGAUGGCGACGAAUCGAAACGACCAUCUGGCAUCAUGGUCAAUGCUGAGGGAGAUUUUGUCAUUGCAGAACCGGACAAGGCAUCGUGGGAGCAAUAUCAGGCUAAAGCCAAGUCAUCUACGGCCAACAAAGAAGCUCAAGCCGAAGAUCAGGAAGUGCAAGAUAGGGGUCUACAAUGUUCGAUUGACAAAAAGAUGUUCAUAGAACCAAUGAAGACACCUUGCUGUAAGAAGACGUUUUGCAAUGAUUGCAUAACCAAUGCUCUCAUCGAAAGCGACUUCGUCUGCCCUGCGUGUCAAACUGAGGGUGUGCUAAUCGAUGAUCUUCAGCCUGAUGACGAUGCGUCAAGGAAGAUACAGGAAUACAUCAAGGAGAAGGAAACUGCAAAGAGCACUCCGCCAGCAUCUCCAAAAGCAGACGAUUCCGUCUCUGAGAACGACAGCAAGAACGGCGAUGCCAAGGCAGAGGACGAAACGAAAAAGCUGGGUGGAGAGCCGUCCGAGAAGCAAGAGGAGCCGAAAGCAACACCCAAGUCUCCAACGCCUCCAGAAGCCACCGUCAAGUCGCCCACAGUUGCUCCAGAGGGCGAAACGCAGAUUGUCGUCAAGUCCGAGGACAAGCAAGCUCUAGACGAGUCGACUAAGCAGGUGGUCAAUGUGAAGAAACGCCCGGCCGACGACUUUCUCGAAAACCCGAAAAUCCCCAAGGCUCCCAAGGCCAUGCAAAACCAGCAAAACAAGAUGAACGCCAUGAACAGUAUGAUGAACGGGAUGCCCAACAUGGCGAUGCCCAACAUGAUGUUUAACGGCAUGGGCAUGAUGCCACCAAACAUGAUGGGAAUGCCGGGCAUGAAUAUGAACAUGAACAUGGGGAUGCCCAACAUGAUGGGCAUGCCAAUGAUGGGCAUGCCCAAUUUUGGAAACAUGAAUGGAGGAUUCGGGAUGAAUGGGAGCUGGGACAUGAGCGGCAUGAACGGCAUGGGCAACAUGGGCAACAUGGGCGGCAUGGCUGGCAUGGCUGGCAUGGGCAGCGUCAUGAACGGCGUGAGCGGUAUGAAUGGAUUGGGCGGAAGUAUGGGCAACAUGGGAAACAUGAACGGCGUGAAUGGUUUCCAAAACGGAGGGCAGACCUUUGGCCAGCAGAGCAAUCAGGCUGAUGAUGAUGCGUAUUUUCGAAAGCCGGUCAACCCUCAUCGCCACCAGAACAAGCAACGCAGGAUCAGACCCAGCGACUACCGCGAACUGUGA